CUAGUACAUAUCACCACUCUUCGCUCACAAUGGUUGCGCAGCUCAAUGACGUCGCGGGUCAGACCUUCGACUAUAUCAUUGUUGGAGGAGGGACCGCCGGAUUGACCAUCGCAUCUCGCCUUCUGGAGACCACCGACAGCUCUAUCCUCGUCCUUGAGGCCGGCCAGCCUAACCUCGACGACCCCAAGAUUCUGCUCGGUGCCCAGUGGGGCGCUACUUUCGGUGACCCCAAGUAUGACUGGCUUUUCGAGAGCACGCCGCAGAAAUAUUGUAAUGACCGCACCAUAACGUGGUCGCGUGGCAAAGGUCUCGGCGGAAGCUCGGCCAUGAACUUCUACCUCUGGUCCAAGCCACCGACAGCAGACAUCAACGCCUGGGAAGAGCUCGGAAAUCCCGGCUGGAACUGGGACACUUAUCUCAAAUACACCCUGCGUACCGAACAAUUCACCGCAGCUUCUGAGGAGCAGCUGAAAAGCUAUGCGCACACUCACAAGGCGGAUUUCCGUGGCGUGAGCGGACCUAUCAAGACCACGGUCCCCUCGGAACCUCUGCUCCUCAAGAAGAUGUUCCUCGAGACAGCGCAAAAGCUGGGCCUGCCUCUGCUUGAGGAUGGGUACGGUGGAAAUAUCACCGGCUGCUGGGAGGGCGCCGUGACCCUGGACCGUGCAGCGAAGUGGACACGCUCGUACGCCGCCACGGCGCAUUAUGUCCCUCACAAGGACAACCCGAAGUUUACGGUGCUCACCGAGGCCGUCGGCGCAAAGGUCCUUCUGAGUGAUGUGAAGGACGGAGAAGAUUUCCUUGCCACUGGAGUCGAGUUCGUACACGGAGGGAAGACCUAUAAGGCACACGCGAGGAAAGAGGUCGUCAUAUCAACCGGCACUCUGAAGUCUCCUCAGGUGUUGGAGUUGUCAGGGAUUGGACCGCGCGACAUCCUCGAGAAGAUUGGAGUGCCGGUCAAAGUUGAGCUCCCGGGAGUAGGAGAAAACAUGCAGGAUCACUCGUACAUUGGCAUAUCCUACGAACUCGAUCCCAAGGUGGCCCAUAAGACCACAGACUUGCUCCGCAACCCAGAGUUCGCCAAGGAGCAAUUGAGACUACAUGGGUUGGACCAGGAUAACUUGCACCGGAUGGGUGUGCACACCUGCUACUACUCACCGAUCCAGGUCAGCAGUCCGAACGAUGCAUCCAGCAUCAUCGAGCGCACGGAAGCGUUCGUAGAGGAGAAGAAGCGAAGUGGGAAACUCCCGCCCGGACUCGCCGAACAAUAUGACAUCCAGCUGCGCAUGCUCAAGGACGACACUCUGCCAGACAUAGAAGCCGUCAUUCUUCCUGGCUACUUGACUUUCAUUUCAACACCGGAGGCAGGUAAAUGCUACGCAACCAACCUCUGUGUCACCCAACAUCCUUUCUCGCGUGGCUCAGUCCAUGCAAAGAGCAGCGACCCGCUGGAGCCACCCGAAUUGGAUCCGAACACCUUCUCGGCUUCUGUCGAUCUGGACAUCUUCGCGGAGCUAGUCAAGUUUACACGACGGUUUGCAGAAGUCGAGCCGUUCAAGUCGGGCGUCGUCCGCGAGGUCGAUCCAGGUGCUACGGCGCAGACGGAUGAGGAGAUCAAGGAGUACAUCCGCAAGUAUAGCAACACAUGCUUCCAUGCGUGCGGCACCUGCAGUAUGCUCCCCCGCGAGAAGAACGGCGUCGUCGACUCGAAGCUGAAGGUGUACGGGACCAAGAAUCUUCGUGUGGCCGACGUGUCCAUUGUACCGCUCGAGACUGCAGCGCAUACGCUAGCUGUCGCGUAUUGUGUUGGUGAAUACAUGGCUGACAUUCUCCGUGGUGUUGCCUAAGACGUUGGGAUGGACCAUACUAGCGUGUGUAUGCUGCGUACGACCUGUGGUUGAUGCCGGCUGUUACAGAAUGUACUAUUGG
This is a messenger RNA of Rhodofomes roseus, 1929 nucleotides long. RefSeq names its product GMC oxidoreductase. Lineage: Eukaryota; Fungi; Basidiomycota; Agaricomycetes; Polyporales; Fomitopsidaceae. The coding region runs from base 30 to 1847 and encodes 605 amino acids. The record is from RefSeq and is a predicted model, not a curated record. The transcript is spliced from 18 exons. Gene Ontology annotation, molecular function: oxidoreductase activity, acting on CH-OH group of donors; flavin adenine dinucleotide binding.